AUGGUCGAUCAAAUUAAUCAAGCUAUUGAUGUGGUUAUUCCACGCAAAAAUAAUAAACUUAACAACAAAACUAAAAAUGAAAACGAUGAGAGAAUCAACGUUCUUUUUGAAGGAAACGAUCGUCGACGUCCUUUAUAUGAGAUUACAGAUAUGCAAUAUUUUGACAGCAUUCAAAAACAAUUACAAACUAAAAAUCGUAUUCUAUUACCAACCUACAAUACGAAUGCAUAUUAUUCAUGUGAAAUCAUUGAAAUGCAACAGAAAAUACGUGAACAUAUGACACGUACAAAUGCAUAUCGGUUUAUCAUGGAUAUCAAUGAAACAAAUCAACUUUUGUUGGAUGAACUUUUACUAGAAAAUGACAAGCUAAUAGCCACAACAUUGAAUAAUUUAUUUCAUACUCAAUGUAUUACGUAUUCACAGUGGCAACAAAUGAUUUUCCAUAGAUCAAAGAGUGAAUUCGAUCUACUCUAUUUUUUACCUGAUACACGUCAAGAAAAUAUUCCAUUUCAUCCAAUGAUACUUGAUCGUCAUCCUUUAAUUCCAUUUCAUCCAAUGAUACUUGAUCGUCAUCCUUUAACGAUGAAUAUUACUCGAUUUAUUACUCAGCUUAUUCAACCUUUAUACGAUCAUGUGACUUCAACUACUACAUUUCAUAAUAGUGCUGAUGUUCUCGAUGCAGUCGAAGAUUAUGUACGGAGAGAUCUUCUGAAAUCUAAUACUCUCUUUGCAAAUAUUCAUAUUCAUGAUCUAACGACAAGUAUUCCACUAGAAAUACUAUAUGAUACUUUACAACGUUUCUUGAUUGAAUUCAAUUCCAAUGGGCAAAUGCAAAAUAUUAAGAUACCAACAAUAUUAUAUAUGGUUCGACUUUGUCUUGAACCACGCUACGUUAUCUAUGACAAUAAAUUCUAUCAGCAGGUACAAGGAGGUGGCUUUAAUUCACCAUUGAUUAUGUUACUAUCAAAUAUCUCUCUAUUUUAUUGGCAACAAAAUCUUGUCAAUAUCUUGAAUGAUAAAAAUGAAAUCUUCGGCAGAUACAACGACGAAUUAUUCUUUACAUGGAAUAAAUCUGAACAAAGACUACAGGAUAUAUUACAUGCCAUGAAUCAACAAUGGCUUACUCUUCAAAUGAGUUUGCGUUUGAGUAGUUCGAUUCAUUAUCUCGACAUUAUUUUAAGUCAUACGAACGGUCAAUUUAAAGCACAAGUUGCUCUUCAUUCACAAACGGACCACUAUUCUUUACCUUAUAUAUUUGGUCAUUCACUACAAUCCUAUGUUAAAUUAUUUCAAGCAGCUCUACUUCGUAUUGCUCGAUGUUAUACCGAUGUAAAUCAAUUUGUCGAGGCACUUGGCGUUAUUCAACUAUCAUUUCGGUACAAUGGAUUCGACGAUCAGUUUAUUGUUGGUCAAAUUCAAACAUUUCUUACGAAGUUUAAAGUGCCAGACUUGAAAGUUUGCUAUGGUAAACAUUUCUACAAACAACCACGUUAUGAUCGUCUUCGUUACAAUGUCACUAAGCAUUAUCGAAAAAAAAGACAAGAAAAAAUAAAACUUAGACGUUGUAGAAAAACUUUAAAACAUCAAUGUCAAUCAAGUUUCAUGAAAUUCGUAACGACAGCAUCAUGUUAA
This is a messenger RNA of Rotaria socialis, 1632 nucleotides long. The record is from the annotation of a GenBank genome assembly. Lineage: Eukaryota; Metazoa; Rotifera; Eurotatoria; Philodinida; Philodinidae.